AUGAAAAGACAUAGUAUAGGAAAAAAAUUUCGCAAAAUAAAAGCUUUGAAGAAGGCUGAUCCUCAAGCAAUUAUUCCUGAAGCUCCUGAAUAAUUAUAGAAAUAUAUUUAAGAACUUACUUCAAAAGGAUUAAAGAUCAAUAAAGUUUAGUAUGCAAUGUUCUAAACAAAAAAUGGGUUAAGUUAUCCUGGUCUGAUUGGUAUUUACAAAAUUUUAUUAUAGCUACGGAGCCAAUUAUGCCAAAAGAUACUCUGGUUUCUCUCCCAAAAGAAUUAUUAUUAACAACUCUACAUGCAUUUGAAUCUCCUUUAAAACAAAUUUUUGUGGAAUACCCAUAGUUGUUUAGUCCUAAAUUCCUUCCUUAAUGGGAAGAUUAUUAAUUUCUUGCAUAUUUACUCUAUGAAUAUUAGAGAGGUCCUGAGUCAAAAUGGCAUUUACUGAUUUCUAAUUUACCUAGAGAUAUUGAUUACGCAGUAUUUUGGAGACCAGAAGAUUAAGCAUUUUUAGAAGAUAAAUAUUUAGUCAAAUUGGCCAAAAAAUAACAUUAAGAUUUUAUGGUUGCCUUUAAUACUCUCAAAUAUAUUACAGAUAAAUAUAGAAAUCUUUUUAAACCAGGGACAGUAACAUUAGAAAAUGCAAUCUGGCUUUACACACAUAUUGUCUCAAGGUCAUUUGGAGGCUAAGGAUUGAAAUAUGUAACUAUGGUUCCAUUCUGUGAAUUAUUUAAUCAUGAACAAGUUGAUGUCUGUUAUGAUUUAUCGUACAAAGACAGAUCUUCAAAUUAUGAUGAUGUAUUCAUGUCUAAGAAAAUAGUAAAAGGAUAAGAGGAUGUUGAUGUUGAUGAUUUGUCUCUUUCUUCUUCUGAUAAUUCUUAAGGUUCAGAGGAUGAUAUAAGUGAUUCUGAAUUUGUCAUGGGUGAUUAUGAUGAAUAUUAAGAAUUUGAUUUCGAUUCUUAUAAGAAUUCUUCUUUUAGAAAUUUUCAUGAAAAUUUAAGGAGGAUGUCUGAAAUAAAGCCAUUACCUAAUGAAGAACAAGAAGAAUUCUAUUAAAGAGUUUAAAAUCAAUAAUAAUUUUUGAAUAAAUUUAGGAAAGAGUUUAAUAUUAAAUUAAAUAUCUAAAGAGAUGUUUUUCAAUUAGCUAUUGAUUGUAAAUCAUUUUUAUUUAAAAAUAUUGAUUUUGGUGAUAAUUAUUCAAUCUUCUUUUUAGGAUAAGUAUUCUAAGUUUUGGAUGCAACAAUCCAUGAUUUUUUUAAGGAAGAUAAAUCUUCAGCUAUAGCUAGAGAAGAUAUCAAGAAAGUUCAUAUAACUUGCACUGUUUAUAAGGAUUAUUUAUAUGGAUUUUUAAAUAAUGUUAUGAAACAGCCAAUAUAACAAAAAAUCAAUUUGUUUGCUCAAAAAAUUGGUAGAAGACUAACAAGAGGAUUUGAAACUGUUGAAUAAGUAUUAUCUCAACCUGUUGAUCGUAGAUGUGAAUUUUAUAAAUCUGAUUGGGAAAGAGACAAAUUUGUAAAUUUUCACAUGAGAACCAGAGAUCCUUUUGAAAAGGGAUCUUAAGUAUACUUCUGUUAUAGUAGAUUGUCAAAUAGAUAAAUGCUUUUGAAAUAUGGUAUGGCUUUGGAAUACAAUAAAUAUGAUAGCACAUUUUUAAGGGUUGAAUAUUUAAAAUAUCUAAAAAAUAAGGAAGCUAUUUGGAUAGUUCAUAGAUUUAAACUUAAUAAAUUCAAAAGAUUUAAAUUAAAAUUUACUGUUCCCCCUUAUGGCUUAAUAGUAUUUUGUAAAUCAGUAAAUUGGUAAAUUAUAAAUAAUAUCCAUUCUGUAGGACUUUAUAUGAAAAUUCUAUUGAUACUUUAUUUAAAAUAAACGAUUUAAAAUUAGAAAGGAAAGCAUUAUUGCUAGCUCGACAAAUUCUAGUGGAGGAGAACUCUAAAUUUAAAGAUACAAUUGAAGAAUUAGAGAAAUAAUUAUAUGACUAAAGUGUAGGAUAUCAUGAAUAUUUUGCAAUAGUUUAUAGAUUAGAAAGACUUAGAUUAUAUCGUUAUAAUAUUAAGUAAUUUUAUUUAUUAUUGAAGUUUAAUCAAUAUUUGCAUUGUUGUUCUUGAUAAAAUUAUGAAUGGAGUUCCAUUUUUAGAAGCAAUAUAAAAAACAGAAUAUGAUAAUGAAUUUUACGAAACAAAUCGUAAUGUAUUAAAUACGUAUUUUGAAUAAAUGAGAUCAACGAAAUAAUUAUCAAAAUGA
Messenger RNA from Paramecium pentaurelia, 2234 nucleotides. Lineage: Eukaryota; Ciliophora; Oligohymenophorea; Peniculida; Parameciidae. The record is from the annotation of a GenBank genome assembly.